UGCUCCAAGAGGAGGAAAUUCCGCGUGACCAGCGAGGACCCCACGUACACUGUGCUCUACCUGGGCAACGCCACCACCAUCCAGUCCAAGGGCGAGGGCUGCACGGACCUGGCUGUCUGCAAGAUCUGGAGCAAGAGCGAGGCGGGCCGGCAGGGCACCAAGAUGAAGCUGACCAUCAGCGCGCAGGGCAUCCGCAUGGCCCACGCCGAGGACAAGGGGCUGCGCCGGCCUGGCCACCUCUACCUGCUGCACCGGGUCACCUACUGCGUGGCUGACCCGCGCCUGCCGCGCGUCUUCGCUUGGAUCUACCGCCACGAGCUGAAGCACAAGGCGGUGAUGCUGCGCUGCCAUGCCGUGCUCGUCUCCAAGCCCGAGAAGGCGAAGGCCAUGGCCCUGCUGCUCUACCAGACCUCGGCCACGGCGCUGGCUGAGUUCCGCCGGCUGAAGAAGCGGGACGACGCGCGGCACCAGCAGCAGCAGCUGGUGGGCGACUACUUGGUGCUCACCAGCACCAUCCUGGCAAACCAGGACCACCGAACCCGCCUCUGA
Tinamus guttatus (white-throated tinamou) is the source of this 549-nucleotide messenger RNA. RefSeq names its product family with sequence similarity 43 member A (gene FAM43A). Lineage: Eukaryota; Metazoa; Chordata; Aves; Tinamiformes; Tinamidae. The record is from RefSeq and is a predicted model, not a curated record.